This is a messenger RNA of Leptinotarsa decemlineata (Colorado potato beetle), 902 nucleotides long. Its product is annotated as rhodopsin. The record is from RefSeq and is a predicted model, not a curated record. Gene Ontology annotation, cellular component: membrane. Gene Ontology annotation, molecular function: G protein-coupled receptor activity. Lineage: Eukaryota; Metazoa; Arthropoda; Insecta; Coleoptera; Chrysomelidae. Gene Ontology annotation, biological process: phototransduction; visual perception; G protein-coupled receptor signaling pathway.
GUCCUUUCUUCUGCGAACUUUACGGAAUGUUCGGUUCACUCUUCGGCUGCGGUUCAAUUUGGACCAUGGUUUUCAUCGCUCUAGACAGAUACAACGUCAUCGUCAAAGGACUGAGCGCUCAACCCCUGACUAAAAAAACCGCCCUUCUUCGGAUUCUUUUGAUUUGGGCAAUGUCUAUCGGCUGGACAAUCGCACCACUCUUUGGAUGGAACAGGUACGUCCCAGAAGGUAACAUGACUGCCUGCGGUACAGAUUAUCUUACUAGGGAUGCACUCAGCCGGAGCUACAUCGUAGUUUAUGGAUUCUUCGUUUAUUUCCUCCCAUUACUUUUGAUUAUCUACUCAUAUUUCUUCAUCGUACAGGCCGUAGCUGCUCACGAGAAAUCCAUGCGGGAUCAGGCGAAGAAAAUGAACGUAGCUUCCCUGAGAUCAGCGGAAGCUUCCCAGACGAGUGCAGAAUGCAAAUUAGCCAAGAUCGCCUUGAUGACAAUCACUCUGUGGUUCAUGGCGUGGACUCCUUAUUUGGUCACAAACUUCACCGGAAUUUUCGGAAACUCGAAAAUCAGUCCGCUGGCCACGAUCUGGUGCUCACUGUUCGCAAAGGCUAACGCCGUUUACAACCCGAUUGUAUAUGGAAUUAGCCAUCCAAAAUACAGGCAGGCAUUGGAGAAGAAGUUCCCCUCGUUGGUAUGUGCUUCUCACACAGACGACACAGUAUCAACGGUAACAGGAGCUUCGAAUGUUGGAGAAGAAAAGGUGCCCGCCUAAGCUCAUCGAUUUCUUGACUAACUCUAUGUCUUGGUGUACGUACUUGAAGAUAUAUUUGUAAAUAACGAAGAUGUAAAAAGUUUAUCAAAAGGGCGUUGCAUAGUUUUCUUGUUAACAAUAAACCCUGCAAGCUUA